UGAAAUGUUCCUUCCCACGUCACAUCUUCUCCUUGCUCUCUAUAGACAGUUAUCUUUCUCUCCCAUGGAAUCCGAUCGUCGCCGAUCCUGUUAUUUCAAGUAAUGCCACUCAUUGUUCACUCUCUGUAACUUGGUUGUGCUUCGGCUUAUUCCGUCUUGCUCCGGAGAUUUCCUGCUCUGGUUCUUGAGGGAAGCAACAGAGCUUAAAAUCCAACUACUCAGCUUCGCAUCUCUUCAGAAACUGUUCGUCUUCGCAUUCUCUGAAUUGUGCUUGCUAUUUUAGACACACACACAUAUAUAUAUAUGAACUUGCGUAAUCUUUGGCUUCGAUUAGAUACUUUGUAGAAAUUAAAUUCGUGAAUCUUUGAUUUCAAGCUCUACCGUCUGAUUUCGAUCUCGAAAAUACUAGGAUAUUGAUGUUUAAUGAUUAAUAGAAGAUAAAUAGAGAAUAGUUUGAGAAAUUGAUGAUGGGAGAGGCGAUGUUCGAUCUUAACCUGAAUGUGGAGUCAACUGAGUCGACUCAGAACGAGGACUCGGUCGCAUUUCUCGAUAAGUAUCCUGAAGGUUCGGGGACCUCUAACUCUUCCGUUGCUAAUGCGGAGGCGUCAAGCAAUGAAGACUCCUGCUCUACGCGCGCCGGGGGCGACGUGUGCACCAUCAGCUUCGACAUCUUAAAAGUCGGAGCCGGAAGCGCCGAAGCCGUGACGAAGGAGUUUUUUCCUGUGAGUAAGGGAGUUAACGGAGGUUUUUUGAGUCCUGAGAUGCAAGGACAGUACUCCACGACUUUCGCUGCGAGGAAUUGGAUCGAUCUUACCUUUGAGAGAGACAGGGAAGGCGAAGUACCGGUGGUUCAGCAAGCAUCACAGCCGCCGAAGAAGAGCAGGAGGGGGCCUAGGUCACGGAGCUCGCAAUAUAGAGGCGUCACAUUCUACAGGAGGACCGGGAGAUGGGAAUCGCAUAUCUGGGAUUGCGGGAAACAAGUGUAUUUGGGAGGAUUUGACACUGCUCAUGCUGCCGCGAGAGCCUAUGAUCGAGCUGCUAUCAAGUUCAGAGGUGUUGAUGCUGACAUUAAUUUCAGUCUCACUGAUUAUGAUGUAGAUCUGCAACAGAUGAAAAAUCUGAGCAAGGAAGAGUUUGUGCAUACACUUCGACGCCAGAGUACUGGUUUUUCAAGAGGGAGCUCAAAAUAUCGUGGUGUGACCCUGCACAAGUGUGGCCGAUGGGAAGCCAGGAUGGGCCAGUUCCUCGGCAAAAAGUAUAUAUAUCUUGGGCUCUUCGACAGCGAGGUAGAAGCUGCAAGGGCUUAUGACAAGGCGGCCAUCAAAUGUAAUGGAAGGGAGGCAGUUACCAACUUUGAGCCCAGUACAUAUGAAGGGGAGAUGACAUCGGAGGCCAUUAAUGGAGCCAGUGACCGCCGUCUUGAUCUAAAUUUGGGAAUAUCUCCUCCUCAUGGCAAUGGACCCAAGGAGAAGGAGGGGCAUCUCCAGUUUCUUUCUGGCCCUUAUGGUGUCCAUGGUGGAACUAGUUCAUGGAUGGGAAAGUCAGCAACUUCCACAGCCGGCGAUCCACCUAUUAAAGGGCUUGCAAGGACAUUGGAUCACCCUAUACUCUUUAAUGUCGUCCAUCCUAGCUCCUUUCCCAAUGAGGAGAAGAGACUCGAAUCAAAUUCACAAGGACGCCUCAAUUGGGCAUGGCAGAUGCAUGGUCAAGCCGGUGCAAACCCAAUGCCACUGUUCUCUACUGCAGCAUCAUCAGGAUUCUCGUUCGCGGCUACCCCUCCCUCUGCUGCCAUUCUUCCUUCAAAACCAUUAAACCUAACCGCAAAUAAUCCCCGUUUCACUACACCAACUUCUACUGCAACGCACACCCCUCACUUAUAUUUUACCAGAUGAAGCCACCACAUUCGCAUCCUAUAGUCUUAUCUCCCUCAUACUGGAGCAGAGUUGGGCAACAGUAACAGCAAUGCCGUUGAAAUUCAAUUGUCUGAUUUAAUUGUUGACUUGAUAUACACUAAGAUUUGCAAGUAUUUUAUCUAAGCAAAACGUAAAUGCUUAAAUAUGAUUUCAAUCUCUAGUAUUCCUGGUUUCCUGGAGAGGGAAAAGCAAAAAAGGUCUUCUAGA
This is a messenger RNA of Tripterygium wilfordii, 2120 nucleotides long. Its product is annotated as ethylene-responsive transcription factor RAP2-7-like. The record is from RefSeq and is a predicted model, not a curated record. The transcript is spliced from 10 exons. Gene Ontology annotation, molecular function: DNA binding; DNA-binding transcription factor activity. NCBI's taxonomy places the organism in Eukaryota, Viridiplantae, Streptophyta, Magnoliopsida, Celastrales, Celastraceae. Gene Ontology annotation, biological process: regulation of DNA-templated transcription. Bases 465 to 1892 code for a protein of 475 amino acids.